AGGAGAGGUUGAUGAUAUAUUUCAAGAUGAUGACCCCUCCAUAAUGCAAGGCUCUUCAUUAGCUAUAGAUUUAACUGCAUACCAAUCACUUCAACUAUGUGCAGAAGGUGUUACAGAAGUUGAGGUUGAUGCUAAUGCAUUUGAAGAAGAGGAGGACUAUGGAGAAGAAAAAGAUUCAAAAUCCUCAGGAAAUAGUGAUAAUGUUGAGGAUGGAUGUCUGGAAAUCCUGCAGGUUCAGCAAGGAGGAGAUCUUCCUCCUCAGGAUCACAAGAGCAACACAAUUUUAAUCGCCCACAGUUGUUUACUGAUAACACUUUACCAGUGGAAUCCUGCAGAUAAUCGCCAUGUGCGAGAUGCAUUCUUAAAUUGUAUGAAACAUAGAUGGAGUGACAAUCUAAGGGAUGAGAAGUUGAAAUGGGACAAGAACUCAUCGCUCAGUGCAAGGGGAGCAAAGAAUAGGAGCUUUGGGGAAAGGGUGACUCACACCACUGGGUCCAUUAGCUUUGGCAUCCAUGAGGCGUGGAUGAUUGAGUCUAAAGGUGGUGUGCAACCUCCCCAUCAAGAGAAAUUCAAGGAGACGCACAACUUCAGAAAAAAGGCGAGAAAGGAUCAAGAGCCAGCGUGGAUCAAUGAAAAAGCAAAUUAUCGAUAUUGCAUAGAUAGUCGUGGCUCUGAUGCUAGUUUGUGGCCACGCAUGGAUAACGAGGCAUGGGUUAAGGCUGUUGGAGGUUGCUCAUCUAAUUUCAUGCCAGGGAUUGGCUCCCAAGUAAAUCUAGAGAUGCAGCUGGCCAAUAUGACAGAAGCUCAGGAUAAUAUGAGCCAAACAAUCGCACAGUCUGUUACAGCAGCUCUAGCCGCUCAUGGCAUCUCUCUUCAGGCAGGUCAUCAUCCAGUUGCCCCACCACAGCCGUCACAUGGUCCUGGCUCAGGUCUUCACAUGAAUUCAGCUUUCACCUACUCCACUAAUUCUACACAAACCUCUCUUAUUGUCCUUGAAUAUCAGUAGCAGCGGUAGUUUCUGCCUCAAGAUGAUGAUGCAUACCAUCCUACUUUUGAUCUAGACUAUCAGGGUCCUUAGUUUUUUUAUUUUUCUGCUACGCACAUUAUCUGCAUG
Molecule: messenger RNA, 1114 nt
Organism: Rubroshorea leprosula
Lineage: Eukaryota; Viridiplantae; Streptophyta; Magnoliopsida; Malvales; Dipterocarpaceae
Source: the annotation of a GenBank genome assembly